GACUGUGGGCAGCCAGCCGUGCGCCUGCGCGGUGGCUCCACCUGGUUGUCGCAGCCGAGACACCGAGGUGAGAGGCUGGUGGGAGCCGGCGCCAAGAUGACCCAGGCGGAGAAGGGAGACGCGGAGAAUGGGAAAGAGAAGGGCGGGGAGAAGGAGAAGGAGCAGCGCGGCGUGAAGCGGCCCAUCGUGCCCGCGCUGGUGCCGGAGUCGCUGCAGGAGCAAAUCCAGAGCAACUUCAUUGUUGUCAUACAUCCAGGUUCAACAACUUUAAGGAUUGGUCGAGCCACCGACACACUUCCUGCUGGCAUUCCUCAUGUCAUUGCACGAAGACACAAACAACAAGGGCAGCCCCUAUACAAGGACAAUUGGCUCCUAAGGGAGGGACUAAAUAAACCUGAAAGUAAUGAACAAAGACAAAAUGGCCUUAAAAUGGUGGAUCAAGCAAUAUGGUCUAAAAAGAUGUCAAAUGGUACAAGACGGAUUCCUGUGUCCCCUGAACAGGCACGCUCCUACAAUAAGCAGAUGCGACCUGCAAUUUUAGAUCACUGUUCAGGAAAUAAGUGGACAAACACAUCUCAUCACCCUGAGUAUUUGGUAGGAGAAGAGGCCUUGUAUGUUAAUCCAUUGGACUGUUAUAAUAUUCACUGGCCUAUCAGGAGAGGCCAGUUAAACAUUCACUCAGGCCCGGGGGGCUCCCUUACAGCUGUUCUGGCAGAUAUUGAAGUAAUAUGGUCUCAUGCAAUACAAAAAUACCUGGAAAUCCCACUGAAAGAUUUAAAGUAUUAUAGAUGUAUCUUGCUAAUUCCUGACAUCUAUAAUAAACAGCAUGUGAAAGAACUAGUGAAUAUGAUACUAAUGAAGAUGGGUUUUUCAGGAAUCGUGGUCCAUCAGGAGUCUGUGUGUGCCACCUUUGGAAGUGGCUUAAGCAGCACUUGUGUUGUAGAUGUUGGGGAUCAGAAAACAAGUGUCUGCUGUGUGGAAGAUGGAGUGUCUCAUCGGAACACUCGGCUCUGUCUGGCAUAUGGGGGAUCUGAUGUGUCAAGGUGUUUUUACUGGCUGAUGCAGCGAGCUGGGUUUCCUUACAGAGAAUGCCAAUUAACAAAUAAAAUGGACUGCCUUCUUCUGCAGCACCUUAAAGAAACUUUUUGUCAUUUAGAUCAGGACAUCUCUGGGCUUCAGGACCAUGAGUUUCAGAUUCGACAUCCAGAUUCUCCUGCCCUACUUUACCAGUUUCGAUUAGGAGAUGAAAAACUCCAGGCUCCAAUGGCUUUGUUUUACCCAGCAACUUUUGGAAUUGUGGGACAGAAGAUGAUGACUUUGCAGCACAGAUCCCAGGGCGAUCCUGAGGACCCUCACGAUGAGCAGUACCUUCUGGCCACUCAGAGCAAGCAGGAACAGUCUGCAAAAGCUACUGCUGACCGAAAGUCUGCAUCCAAACCCAUUGGAUUUGAAGAUCUUCGUGGCCAGUCCUCUGAUCUUCCAGAAAGACUUCAUUCCCAAGAGGUGGAUUUGGGGUCCUCCCAGGGAGACUGCCUGAUGGCUGGCAAUGAUUCUGAGGAGGCCCUCACUGCACUGAUGUCCAGAAAGACUGCCAUCUCACUGUUUGAAGGGAAAGCCCUGGGCCUGGACAAAGCCAUCCUUCACAGCAUAGACUGCUGUUCAUCUGAUGAUACCAAAAAGAAGAUGUACAGCUCCAUCCUAGUGGUGGGAGGUGGUUUGAUGUUUCAUAAAGCUCAAGAGUUUCUGCAACACAGAAUUCUCAAUAAAAUGCCACCUUCAUUCAGACGAAUUAUUGAAAAUGUGGAAGUGAUCACAAGGCCUAAGGACAUGGAUCCCAGGCUCAUUGCAUGGAAAGGAGGGGCAGUGCUGGCUUGUUUGGACACAACACAGGAACUGUGGAUUUAUCAGCGAGAGUGGCAGCGCUUUGGUGUCCGCAUGCUGCGGGAGCGGGCUGCUUUUGUAUGGUGAAAUGGGAGGAAAGGUCACUGUUGACAACCAGAAACAAGCCUCUUGGAUGACCUCACUUCUGCAAUGGUUUCGAAGAAAUUCAGUGAAGUAACAAACUGUGUGAUGGAAACAUAUUUCAGAUGGGUAAACCACAAGAACCUUAACGGUGGGCAGUAACGUGGUAGCAGAAAAGGAAGUUGUCUGGAUCUUCUCUGUAGGGGGAAGAAAAGCAUUUGUUAUCUGUGAACGACAAACAGCAAGCUUCUGCUCUGUGUAAACCAUCACUGACAAUUGUUCCCUUGCUAGAGAAUGUCAGCUGAGCACCAGGCAUCUUGAUACUUCCUAACAGGAAAAACAUCCCUGAUGUUCCUUUUGAACAUAUCACUGGAAACACACUGAUCCUUAACACACUUGACUGCCACAAAAAAUUUCUUUUCUAGGGGCCACGGUGUUUAUUAUGAAAAUAGAAUAAAAACUUCUAAAACAAAAUGCUCCUU
Messenger RNA from Microcebus murinus (gray mouse lemur), 2444 nucleotides. NCBI's taxonomy places the organism in Eukaryota, Metazoa, Chordata, Mammalia, Primates, Cheirogaleidae. The record is from RefSeq and is a predicted model, not a curated record.